Leptonychotes weddellii (Weddell seal) is the source of this 1773-nucleotide messenger RNA. The record is from RefSeq and is a predicted model, not a curated record. Lineage: Eukaryota; Metazoa; Chordata; Mammalia; Carnivora; Phocidae.
AUGACACUGGCCUUCAGCACUGACUCGCUGUCCGUCUCCAGUAACGACGCCAGCCCACCGGCCUCGGUGGCUUCUCUGCAGCCCCACAUGAUGGGGGCCCAGAGCUCCCCAGGGCCCAAGCGGCCCGGAAACACGCUGCGCAAGUGGCUGACGAGCCCGGUGCGGCGGCUGAGCAGCGGGAAGGCCGAUGGGCACGUCAAGAAGCUGGCGCACAAGCACAAGAAGAGCAGGGAGGUCCGCAAGAGCGCCGACGCCGGCUCGCAGAAGGACUCGGACGACAGCGCGGCCACCCCGCAGGAUGAGACCGUCGAAGAGAGAGGCCGGAAUGAGGGCCUGAGCAGUGGCACGCUCUCAAAGUCCUCAUCAUCCGGCAUGCAGAGCUGCGGAGAGGAAGAAGGGGAGGAGGGGGCCGACGCCGUGCCUCUCCCCCCGCCCAUGGCCAUCCAGCAACACAGCCUGCUCCAGCCGGAUUCACAGGAUGACAAGGCCUCUUCUCGGUUAUUAGUCCGCCCCACCAGCUCCGAAACUCCGAGUGCAGCUGAGCUUGUGAGUGCAAUUGAAGAACUCGUGAAAAGCAAGAUGGCACUGGAGGAUCGCCCCAGCUCGCUCCUUGUUGACCAGGGAGACAGUAGCAGCCCCUCCUUCAACCCUUCAGACAACUCCCUCCUGUCCUCCUCCUCGCCCAUUGAUGAGAUGGAAGAAAGGAAAUCCAGCUCUCUAAAGAGACGGCACUAUGUUUUGCAAGAACUCGUGGAGACAGAGCGUGACUAUGUGCGGGACCUUGGCUGUGUGGUUGAGGGCUACAUGGCUCUUAUGAAGGAAGAUGGUGUUCCUGAUGACAUGAAAGGAAAGGACAAGAUUGUAUUUGGCAAUAUCCAUCAGAUUUAUGACUGGCACAGAGACUUUUUUUUAGGAGAGUUGGAGAAGUGCCUUGAAGAUCCGGAAAAACUAGGAUCCCUUUUUGUUAAACAUGAGAGAAGGUUGCACAUGUAUAUAGUUUAUUGUCAAAAUAAACCAAAGUCUGAGCACAUUGUCUCAGAAUACAUUGAUACCUUUUUUGAGGACUUAAAGCAGCGUCUGGGCCACAGGCUGCAGCUCACAGAUCUGUUAAUCAAACCAGUGCAGAGGAUCAUGAAGUACCAGCUGCUACUGAAGGACUUCCUCAAGUAUUCCAAAAAAGCUAGCCUGGAUACGUCAGAAUUAGAGAGAGCCGUGGAAGUCAUGUGCAUAGUCCCCAAGCGGUGCAACGACAUGAUGAAUGUGGGGCGGCUGCAAGGAUUUGACGUAAUGCUGCAGCUCUCUAAACUUGCUCCUCCGGCUUCCCUCAUUUCCUUCGGUCUUCGAUCACUUACCUGCACACAUAGAAAGCUGAUCCUUUUUGCCUACUUUCUGUCUCCUCUCACUGUUCUUGAACCUGAUUGGUAUUUUCUUUCAACUUCUUUCGGUGCAUCUGAUUUGCUUUUUGAGGCCCUCCCUCUGCUCACAGCCCAGCGCCUGCCGGGGCUUGGCUAUGACUCGUGGGCCCUCUGAUCCUGUAGUGGCACAGCUGCCUUCCCUGGCAGGUGGUGGGAAGCAGGGGGCCCCUGCCCGUCCACCGUCCCUGGGAGCUUGACUUCAGGCGCACUGUGUCCAUUGUUCAUCUGCCAAACGGUUCUAUGAGUUGCCAGACUAUUGAUAUUACAUAUUGUCCUAUUAGUAUCUUAAAGAUACUCAGAAUUUGUACAAAUUCAACUACUGAGUAAAGAAAGGGGACACGGGGGCGCCUGGGUGGCU